AUGAAAGUGAAAACCGUUGGUGCACAGCUUGCAAAACACAAACAAAGCGGUGGCUCAAUAAAGAAGAAGAACAAGCACCAAGUCAAGAAGGGAGCCCGCGUAGUCAAGGCCAAAUCAAAAGCUCAGGACGCGAACUUGACCGCAAUGAAAAAGAACCUCGAAAAAAUGAUUAAAAGCAAGGUAGAAACUGAAGUUGCGGCAAAAGUGGCACACACCGAACCUUUGUCUUUGAAAUUUAUCAAAUAA
Molecule: messenger RNA, 246 nt
Organism: Dibothriocephalus latus
Lineage: Eukaryota; Metazoa; Platyhelminthes; Cestoda; Diphyllobothriidea; Diphyllobothriidae
Source: the annotation of a GenBank genome assembly